Panicum hallii is the source of this 1523-nucleotide messenger RNA. Its product is annotated as SH3 domain-containing protein 2-like. Gene Ontology annotation, molecular function: protein binding. The transcript is spliced from 10 exons. The record is from RefSeq and is a predicted model, not a curated record. Bases 184 to 1293 code for a protein of 369 amino acids. NCBI's taxonomy places the organism in Eukaryota, Viridiplantae, Streptophyta, Magnoliopsida, Poales, Poaceae.
AGUUGCCAUCCCCCGAACCCAACAAACAGAAAGGGAGAAAGAGAAAGGGAACAGAAGAACGCCGGAGCGGGAGCCUGACGCCACAUCCUCCGUCCUCCCUCCCUCCUCCCCGAUUCAGAUCUCUCCCCGGCUCGCCUCCGUCUCGCUCUCGGUCGGCCGCGGCGCCGGAGAGGGCGGCGCCCAAUGGAGGCCAUCCGGAAGCAGGCCUCCAAGCUCCGGGAGCAGGUCGCCCGGCAGCAGCAGGCGGUGAUGAAGCAGUUCGGGGGCGGGUACGGCGCGGACGGCGCCUUCGCGGACGAGGCCGAGGCGCAGCAGCACUCCAAGCUCGAGAAGCUCUACAUCUCCACGCGCGCCGCCAAGCACUUCCAAAGGGACAUAGUCCGCGGCGUCGAGGGCUACAUAGUCACGGGGUCGAAGCAAGUUGAAAUCGGGAACAAGUUGUGCGAGGACGGUAAGAAGUAUGGCACUGAGAACACGUGUACCAGUGGAAGCACGCUGUCAAAGGCGGCAUUGAGUUUCGCCAAGGCACGAUCCAUGAUGGAAAAGGAAAGGAGUAACCUGCUGAAAGCCCUGGGCACACAGGUUGCAGAACCACUGAGGGCUAUGGUUAUGGGAGCUCCUUUGGAGGAUGCUCGUCACCUUGCCCAAAGAUACGACAGAAUGCGUCAAGAAGCUGAAGCGCAGGCUAUUGAAGUUUCGAAGCGCCAAAUGAAAUUAAGAGAGGCAUCUGGAAAUGGUGAUAUGAUUUCAAGGCUAGAGGCAGCUGAGACAAAGCUGCAGGAGUUGAAAUCAAAUAUGGGGGUUUUGGGCAAAGAAGCUGUUGCAGCAAUGACUGCUGUUGAAGCUCAACAGCAAAGGCUGACAUUGCAGCGACUUAUUGCAUUGGUUGAAUCUGAAAGAAAUUACCACCAAAGGGUCCUACAAAUUCUUGAUCAGCUUGAAAGAGAGAUGGUAUCUGAGCGCCAAAGAAUCGAAGGAGCACCUCCUCCGGUUGUUGAAAGUUCCAUGCCACCUCCACCUGCAUAUGAAGAAGUCAACGGUAUAUUCAUGAGGAACACCGUUGCAGAAUUGGUCGAGACUGUGGAGUACUUCUUGGCUGAGGCCAUCCAGUCAUAUCGAGCUGAGAGCGACACUGAGCUCAACCUUGCAGCUGGUGACUACAUAGUGGUCCGAAAGGUGUCAAACAAUGGAUGGGCCGAAGGUGAAUGUAGGGGUAAGGCUGGCUGGUUCCCUUAUGACUACAUCGAGAAACGGGAACGUGUGCUUGCAAGUAAAGUUACCCAAGUUUUCUAAGACGCCCACCGAGCCAUACAUAUCCCCGUGUUUGUACACUGUGUAUUAUGUUCGUUAUCGUCAGAGAAAAUCUGUAAUUUUGCUGAAACCUGCCUGUUGAGGGCUUGUUCGGCUGUUCCUGCCCGGCCGUCUGCAUUGUUCAAAUCCGUAUGGCAGGAACUGAACACUAAUGUUUAUCUCCAUUCUUCAACUAUCCCGUCAAUAUAUACCCGUACAUUUUUUUUUUGUUU